AUGAUACCAGUCGACCAAGGUACUGCCAAGCUAGAGGUCCAAGCAGCAGACAGCCAGUCACCGACCCUGGAGCCAAGGGAGACGACGACGACGUCAACCGCCGCACCGACUCGGACGGUCCUGAAAACGUUCGAGAUCGCCCCUCCAGUCUUGAUGCCAGUUGGCCCUGCCGACAGUGAUGGCUCAACUCGCGAUGGCAAGGAUUACUCACCAGAGCUGUGUACCGUCUUGUUGAUGCGCCAUGACUUUGCCUGGAGCUACGGCGCUCCGUACAUCGGCAAUUACACGCCACCUAGCUGUGAAUUCAACCGAGUGGUCCUCAACUUCAGCGCCGUGAGCCAUGGUCGGCAGUAUGACCGCCUUGCAAUCAUGUAUUUUGGCGACACAGAGGUUUGGCGGACCUCAACGGCGCAACCCACGGCUCCUCCUGGGAUCAGCUGGAUUUAUCUAAAGGACAUGACCGAGUACAUGUACUUCUGGAAAUCCCCCCAGAAGAUUAUAUUCGAUCUGGGCAACUUGAUCAAUGAGAAGUAUACUGGUAUCUUCAACACCACCAUGACAGCCAUCUUCUACAAGACCGACCUGAAAACCGAUCAGGAUGCCCCAAGUGAUCUGAUUAUUCCAAUCUCUGCGCGCCAGGGAGCAAACAACGGGGUCAGUCAGUUUACCCUGCCUGCCCAGAACGCAACAAACACCAUCGAUAUACCACGCAACGUUCGCCGCGCCGUGUUCUCUAUCUCGGCGAACGGGCAGGCGAGCGAGGAGUUCUGGUGGAGUAAUGUCUUGCAAAGCGACGUCCUCACCUUCAAGGCAACCGCGGGCCCCUUACCAGGGUACAGCCCGUUCCGCGAGGUGCAGCUACUCAUCGAUGGCCAACUUGCUGGGGUACAAUGGCCCUUCCCGGUCAUAUUCACCGGCGGAGUCGUCCCUUCGCUACACCGCCCCAUCGUCGGUAUCAAUGCUUUCGACCUCAAAGAGCAAGAAAUCGACAUUACGCCCUUCCUUCCCUUGCUUUGCGACGGCGCCCAGCAUACAUUCACCAUCCGCAUCGCCGGAUUAGAUGACGACCCCGCCAACAGCUCUUCUGUGGCCUUAACUGAGUCGGUGGGUGACAGCUGGUACGUGACGGGCAAGAUCUUCCUCUGGCUCGACGAGGACAACUCCUCCAUCACCACGGGCGAGCCGCCUGCAAUCGCCUUGUCGCCGCCCACCAUCGCCAUCACACGCGCAUUCACCAGCAACGGCACCGCCAACGAAACCCUGACUUAUACCACGUCCGUCCAUCGUUCUCUUGAGAUCAUCUCCAACCGAGUCAAAACCCAGCACUCCUCCGCCCCGGCCUCCUGGUCCCAGUCACUCUCAUACAAAAACUACGGCCACCUGACCGCCUUCGGCUACACGCAACUCAACGAUCUGGUCAUCAGCGGCGACGACCGUGCCUCCUCCCCAACCCACAAGGGACUACCAUACCGGGCAACCUACCGCUACCCGCUGUUCGCCAACCAGACGUAUUCCAUUUCCUCGCAGGGCAACCUCAGCAUCUCGGCGCGGGUGGUGCAGGGGAAGGAGGUCAGCGUGUCCGGGCCCAGCGUGUUCCCCUCGGGCUUGGAGGCUUUUGGCUCACGCAAGGGCGCUAAGGGCCGCGUGGCGCGUAUGGAUACCUCCAAAGCGGGCACCGCCGAGUUCAGGCAGACGGGGGAUGGGAUGCAGAGUACCGGGUGGGGAGAGGCCGGCCAGGUCCUGUGGUUUGGCGUGGCUGAGCCGGGCAAGCAGGAGGAGCUGUACUUUAGAAACGCGUCGGCUGUUAAUGGGUCUGUUGUGUACGACCAUCGCCGGAUGGGCGGGGUCGUGGUUGGUGAGGGUCAAGGGGAGAAGGGGCACAUGGUGGUAGAUGGCGAUGCUGGUGCCAGGACGUUGUUCGCGCAGGUGGGGCCUGGGUUGGGGUCGGGUCGGAGGGGUGAGACCGAUUGA
Canariomyces notabilis is the source of this 1971-nucleotide messenger RNA. RefSeq lists its product as uncharacterized. The transcript has 4 exons. Bases 1 to 1971 code for a protein of 656 amino acids. The record is from RefSeq and is a predicted model, not a curated record. NCBI's taxonomy places the organism in Eukaryota, Fungi, Ascomycota, Sordariomycetes, Sordariales, Chaetomiaceae.